Molecule: messenger RNA, 480 nt
Organism: Cucumis melo (muskmelon)
Lineage: Eukaryota; Viridiplantae; Streptophyta; Magnoliopsida; Cucurbitales; Cucurbitaceae
Product: RING-H2 finger protein ATL39-like
Exons: 1
Coding region: 1-480 (159 amino acids)
Source: RefSeq, a predicted model, not a curated record
AUGGGAGAUCCAUUACUGACACUUCUAUUCCCCAUGGAAACCAUGGUCCCUGAAUCUUCAUCUCCUCCAGUCCUCCACUACACCGUAACCCUAGACCUCCGAACCUCCAUUAUCUUCUCCUUCUCCAUAAUCCUCUUCUUCCUCUUCCUCUUCCACGUCCUCAGCGGCUUCCUCCAGUGGUUCCUCGACGUCCGGCGAAGCGGAGGAGGCGAUGAAGACGUGGAGGCGGCAAUGGCGGAGGAGCGGAGGAUGAAGCGGGCGGAGAAGUUGCCGUUGCCCCCGACUGUGAAGUUUGGGAGCGAGAAAAUGGUGAGGAGGAGGAGUGGGGAGGAAUGCGCGAUAUGUUUGGAGGAGUUUUUGGCCGGAGAAAAUUGUCAGGCGUUGCCGGAGUGCAAUCAUUUUUUUCAUUCGGAGUGUAUUGAGGUUUGGUUUAGCAAGAAAUUUACGUGCCCUAUCUGCCGUAAUUGUGUUGCAGCUUAG